AUGACUGAACAAUCAACUACAAUUCCAAUCACAUGGCCUGAACUUUCACCUUCAAAACUUUCCACUGUCUUGACUGUUGCUGGAUCAGACUCAUCAGGUGGUGCUGGUAUUGAAGCAGAUGUCAAAGCUAUCACUGCUAAUGGAGCUUAUGCUUUGACUGCAAUCACUGCUUUAACUGCACAAAAUACCAAAGGUGUUGAUGCUGUUCAAUAUACAACAAAAGACCAAUUUGAAAAAAUUUUAAAUGCCAAUUUUUCAGAUAUUGAUAUUGGUGUCAUUAAGACAGGCUUAUUGACUGUUGAUGCUAUUGAUGUUUUAGCUGAUUAUGUUACUAAAUAUCAUGUUGGUAAACCAUUUGUUAUAGAUCCUGUGUUGGUCGCUACUACAGGAGCUACAUUGAGUAAAAAAGAUGUUUUACUUAGAGCAAUUGAUAAAUUAAUCAAAAAAGCUACAUUAUUAACACCUAAUUAUCUUGAAGCUAAAGAAAUUUUAAAGUAUUUAAAUAAAGAUUUCGAUAUUGAAACUUUGGAAGAUUUACAAAAAGCAGCAAAAAUCAUUCAAACUGAAACAGGUGUUGUUAGUGUCUUGUUAAAAGGUGGUCAUAUUCCAUGGGAUUCAAAUAACAAAGUUGCAUCUUCAGGUAAUGAAAAAUUCAUAACAGAUGUUUUAUAUCAUUCAAUUGAUAACACAUUCACUAUUUAUAAGUCAGAUUUUAUAACAACUGAAAAUACACAUGGUACUGGUUGUACUUUAGCUUCUUCAAUCAGUGCAAAUUUGGCAAAAGGUUAUGAUGUUAAACAUUCUAUUGAUCAAGCUAUUAGAUAUGUACAUGGUGGUAUUGUUGCAGCGGAAAAAAUAGGACAUGGGAAUGGGCCAUUAAACCAUGUUUACCAUAUUGUAUCACCACCAGCUCUUACAAAUAACUUGAAUACUUUAUACACAGAAGGUCAUUUUGUUGAUUUCUUGAAAAAUCAUCCAACAGUAAAACCAAUUUGGGAAUUAUAUGUUAAUCAUCCAUUUGUUGCACAAGUUUCAUCUGGUACUUUACCAAAACAUCAAUUUGUUCAUUAUUUAAAACAAGAUCAUGCUUAUCUAACAACAUACGCUAGAGUUAACGCACUAGCAGCUGCUGUUGCUCCAGAUAUUGAUUGUAUCAGAAUGCAAGCUGGUGUUUUGGAAAAUAUUGCUCAUGAAAUGACUUUACAUGUUGGCAAAUUGGCUAAGCAUGGUGUUUAUGACUUAAAAUCUUUAGAAUUAAGUCGUGCUGGUAAAGAAUAUGCUGACCACUUAUUGAAUAUUGCACACCAAGGUGAUUGGCUUGAAAUUCUUGUUUCAUUAUCUCCAUGUUUAUUUGGGUAUGGUGAAGCUGCUAAUGCUGCUGAUUUGAAAAUUACAGAAGGUGAAUAUUUUGAUUGGGUUCAAGAUUAUAGAGCCAAAGAUUUCAAUGAUGCAAUGGAAUUAGGUAGACAAAGUCUUGAAAAGCAUUCUAUCGGUAUAAGUACGGAAAAGGCCUUGAAAUUGGUCAAGAUUUUUGCAGAUGUGUCAUUAUUAGAGGUUUAUUUCUGGAAUGAUGCAUUAAGUGUUGAAGAAGAAAAAUAA
Hansenula ciferrii is the source of this 1599-nucleotide messenger RNA. RefSeq names its product putative phosphomethylpyrimidine kinase 2. The coding region runs from base 1 to 1599 and encodes 532 amino acids. Gene Ontology annotation, biological process: thiamine biosynthetic process. Gene Ontology annotation, cellular component: cytosol. Gene Ontology annotation, molecular function: phosphomethylpyrimidine kinase activity; hydroxymethylpyrimidine kinase activity; thiaminase activity. The transcript has a single exon. Lineage: Eukaryota; Fungi; Ascomycota; Saccharomycetes; Phaffomycetales; Wickerhamomycetaceae. The record is from RefSeq and is a predicted model, not a curated record.